Molecule: messenger RNA, 3920 nt
Organism: Salvia miltiorrhiza (redroot sage)
Lineage: Eukaryota; Viridiplantae; Streptophyta; Magnoliopsida; Lamiales; Lamiaceae
Exons: 14
Coding region: 459-3920 (1153 amino acids)
Biological process (GO): DNA repair; telomere maintenance
Molecular function (GO): DNA helicase activity
Source: RefSeq, a predicted model, not a curated record
UUAUACCACCUGCCGACCUGCGUUUAGCUUCCUAGCAAAAACAAAGAGAUUUCUUGUCAGAAUAUUUGCCUGUGAAAGUGUGAAAUCCGAUCUUAGUUCAACAAAAAAUCACACUAGACAAAUCCAUAACACCAACAAAACAAGGAGGGAGGAUUGAAUCGGUAGAUCCAUAUAAGAAAAUCGAGACGAGCCCAGAUAACAAGCAAAACGUACUGCAAAAAGAAAAAGGAAAAACAAAGAAGAGAAAAACAGACACAUGCUCGUUCAUUGACAUUCACUUCUUCAAGAGUAGUGAGUAUUGUCUGACACUUGACGUGUUUCUACUCCAAGAAAGCUAUUCCGCCUCUCCAAAUUCAACUCGUCCACUUGUCUUUGCUCCCAUCAAAUUUCUUUGCUGGAACACUUUCAUCCGUUUCUUGCAGCUUCGGACUUUUACCGCAUUAUUCAUAUAUUUUAUUAUGGCAAAAAGAAGAUGUGUGCUUUCAACGGAAGAUGGCUCAGACGGCUCUGUGACAACUUCAAGACGUUUAUUGUUUAGUUUACCUACUCCAUCAGCAACUGAUAUGGCUACGCCAAUUAUCUUUGGCCCUGAGUGUUCACAUGCUCUAACUACUCAGUCGAGAAGUUUGCGAGAUAAGACUUCGAAAAAAAGAAAGAGGCGUGUUCUUAUUGUUGACACUGGUGGGAGUGUUCCAAUCUCACAAGUGACAGGCUCUUCUUCUAAAAAUGGUCAAUUUUUCCUUGGGCCAACAAAUGUGAUCCCUCGUUCCAUAUUGUCAAAAGGCUGCUUGCGCCGGUUGGGUUCCGAUGUGACGCAACUGCCUUUGUCUAAUGAUGUUAAUGUUUCAUGGUCUAAACGUUUAUCUAAAGGUUCUUGUGGACAGAGGCGCUCAAAAGGCCGCACAUCAACUUCACGCUCGGCUAUGCAAAAAGAUAUUGAGAUGUUCAGAAGAUUAAUUGAAAUACCCAAUGAGGCUUAUGAACUACCACAUAAAGACCCUUGUCAGCAUUGUAAAGCUAUUCGAUUCCCUAAUGAACCUCCUGGCUUCUGUUGCGCGUCAGGUAAAAUAAAGAUGCAGUUGCCCAAAAUGCCAGAUGAGUUAUGGAACCUCUAUGUAAAUGAUAUGACAACUUUGGGGGUCGAGUUCCGUCGGCGUUGCAGGACAUAUAAUAAUUCUUUGGCAUUCACAUCUAUUAAGAUGACUUAUGAUCAAGCUUUGGCUAAAGCUAACAAAGGGGUUUACACCUUCAAAGUGCAGGGUAUUGUUCGGCAUUAUAUCCAUGAACUAACACCUAAGGAUGGUGUUCCAAGGCAUCUGCAGUUAUAUUUCUAUGGCACUGAGAGAGAGUUGGAUAAUCGUGUAUCUCAAUCUGAAGGAUUAGGCCGUGUUAUAGUUUCAUUGUUGGUGAACAUCUUGACUAAUAAUCCAUACCAUAAUUUCUUCACCAAUUUGCAAAACAAAGAUGACCUAGAUAGUUAUGCUAUAGUGUUGCGUGCCAAUCCUAAACUUGACCAACGUGUUUAUAAUUUUCCAGUAGUUGACCAUGUUGCAGCAGUUUGGAAUGAGGGUGUGGGAACAUCUAUGGAACAACCUCGUGAUAUUAGGGUCAACCUAAGAUCAGGUGGUGUUCGCUACGUGCAUUAUUACUAUAGAUGCUAUGAUCCGCUUCAGUAUUGUCUAAUCUUUCCGUAUGGCGAGCCGGGUUGGUAUGCUGGAAUACCCAAAACUAUAGACAACAUUGAUUUGAAUUUGGACCCAACUGAACAAGAUACUGAAGAUCAUGAAAAUAAUACUGUUGAUCCGCAUAUGCACGAAGAAGCUGACACCCUACUUGUUGCUGAGCAAAAUAAUUUGUUGAGGAAUUUCAAAGCUCUUUCAUGUGUUGCUAUGAGAGAAUAUUAUUGCUAUCUGUUCCAAAUACGCACCGACGAUAUAACAAAUAUCCUUAGAACUGGUCGAGUAAUUCAACAGUUUCAGAUUGAUACUUAUGUUAAGAUCGAGACACAAAGACUAGAUUUUUUUCGCCAUAAUCAGUCUAAGUUUGAAAUGAGGGCUGAAUCGUAUCAAGGGAUAGUUGAGAGUAUAACAUCUAAUGGUGUUAUUAGCGCAAAAUCUGUUGGUAAGCGUGUUCUUCUUCCUAAGACCUUUACAGGUGGCCCGCGUGAUCUACGUUGUCGUUACAUGAAUGCGUUGGCACUUGUCGCAAAAUUUGGACGCCCGGAUAUUUUUCUCACAAUGACUUGUAAUCCAAAGUGGGUGGAAAUUCAAAGUGAGUUAUUUCCUGUUGAGAAAAGUCAUAAUAGAGCUGAUUUGUAUGCAAGAGUUUUUAGGGCCAAAAAUGAGGAACUAAAAAAGGAAAUUGUAAAAGACUCUUUGUUCGGGGUAGUUGCUGUUUAUUUUUAUGUGAUUGAAUUUCAAAAAAGAGGCCUUCCACAUGUUCAUUGGUUGAUAAUAUUGCAACCACGAUAUAAGGUAACUUCAACUGAGGCCUAUGAUCGAUUUGUAUCAGCUGAGAUUCCAGAUCUUGACCUGACUCCGCAUCUACAUUCUUGUGUUAUCAAUCAUAUGAUGCAUGGGCCAUGUGGUGAACUCAACCCAAAGAAUGCAUGCAUGAUAGGGGAAAAAUGCAAAAGUUAUUAUCCAAAAGAGUUUAAGUCAAACACUGAACAUCGGUUGGACUCAUACCCCGACUACAAGCGUAGAGAUGAUGGAAAAAAGGUUUUGGUGCGUGGCAAGUGGUUGGAUAACAGAUGGGUGGUCCCUUAUAAUGCUUAUUUGUUGGCAAAGUUUGAUUGCCAUAUUAACGUCCAGGUAUUCUUCGCGGCCAACCAAUCUCUUCCGAAAAUUGUAGAUUCUGAUCGUGCUAACAGGACACAACUUACAGAGUUUUUUGAGAUGAAUAAAUUUGUUGAAGUUGCAGCACUAAAUUUAUUGUAUCGGGAAUUUGUUGAACAUUUUGUAUGGAGCUUACAAACUAGGAGGUGGACACCGCGCUCUAGGUUAGGGACAAUCGGUAGACUUGUCUCGGUCAAUAUUACAGAAGUGGAGCGUUUUUAUUUAAGGUUGUUGCUGAAUCAUGUUAGGGCUCCAACAUCUUUUGAAGAUUUGAGAACAUCAAAUGGCGUAUUGUUUUUGUCCUUUUGCGAGGCAGCUCUUGAUAGAGGCUUGUUGGAUUCUGACAACGAUGUUAGGCAUGCGAUUCAGGAAGCUGCAACUUAUCAAAUGCCGUCUGCUCUGCGAAAAUUAUUUGCGAUUAUACUUGUUUUUAAUUCCCCUUCUGAUCCCAAAAAUAUGUGGAUUGAAUUUAGAGAAGCUUUAUCUGCUGAUAUAAUACGGGAUUAUCUGUUAGACCAUGCAGAGGGUUAUCGGUUAUCUUUAAGGUCCAUUGAUUCUUUGUUGCAAAUGAUGGGUCAUGGGAUAGAUGAGUACUCUGUGGUUGAUUAUAUAGUUGGGUUGACUCGUGAAGAGAUAAAUAGUCGUGAGUUUGCAGCAGAAAUUAAUAUGCCGAUUGCAGAAUCUGAUUUAGGUUCGGUGGGUCAUUUUAAUGAAAGACAACGCUUUGCUUAUCUUAAGAUAAUGUCCAGUCUUGCUUCACCAAUUGGGUCAGGCUUUUUCAUUGAUGGUCCUGGUGGCACUGGAAAGACAUUUUUAUAUAAGGCAAUCUUGGCCACUGUUCGUUCAACUGGUGACAUUGCUCUUGCAGUUGCUUCAUAUGGUGUUGCGGCUUCUUUGUUACCAAAUGGUCGAACAGCUCAUUCUAGAUUUAAAAUUCCGUUAAAUUUAGAUGAAUCUAUGUCAUGCUCGAUAAGCAAGAAUACUGCGACGGCAAAUUAUUGUUUGGUGGCAAAACAAUUGUUCUUGGUGGAGAUUUUCGGCAAACUAUACCAAUUGUUCGAAGGGGUUCUCGUGAAGAGAUAG